AUGGCGUCGACUGCUGUAAAAAGUGUAGAUGACCUGAUAGCUGUACUGGUCAGCAUGGGCUUCGAUAUCACGGAUGGUCAGCAGGCUGUCCAGGCAGGAAAACUCACAGUAGAGGAGGCAGUUGAAUGGAUACUGCAAGGAAAACCCCAGGCGGCUCCAGCUUUACCUGGGAAUUCAGUGCUGAGACUGAGACCAACACAGGGCAGCAGUCUGGACACAGCCCCCAGUGCCAUGGCUAGCUUUGUGAAGCCAGUUCCCAUUCCUGAGCAUGUCACAGCUCCCUCUGCUGCCAGUCAGCUAGGAGAGGAAGACAAAGAAGAGGAGCAGUUAGCCAGUAGAAUGAGGAUGAGUGAAGAACAAAGAAAAAUAAAAGAAACUUUUGAAGAGAAGCAAAGAGAAGAGGCAAGGAAAUCUGCACUGUCAGAGAAAAAAUUGAAAAAGAAGGCACAUGAGCAAGCCUUAAAACAAAUUGCUGAAGACCGUGAACUUCAGAAACAAAGGAAGUCAGGUGCUCCUACAUCACCACGGCAACAGGCAGUAGAAAGGGACAGCAAAGACACAACAUUAGCCACUUCACCACUGAAACCAGCACCUUCCACACAGGAUAAAUGUUUACUGCAGAUCCGUCUGAUGAAUGGCAGAGUUCAGAGACACACCUUUAGUCCCGGUGCCACUCUCAGUGAUGUCUGGCACCUGGUGCAGGAACAAGGGCAAAACAGUAUCACAGGCAUGGCCUUCAUGCAACCCUUUCCCAGGCGGGAGUUUACUAGAAAGGAUCUGACACGGUCCCUCUCUGAGUUGGGGCUUACCCCUACAGGGUCCUUGGUGCUGAAGAAAAUGGAGACUGCCUCUGAAGAUACUGUUCAGACAUCAAUUGCCUCUCUCCAUAUAGCCUCAUCCAGCAGCUCAGACAUAGCCAUGAACACACGACCAGAUGGCGCCACCUCACUAUCACCACCACCGCCGCCAUUACUACCCCUUCCAGCUAAAGUUGUCAAUAAGGAAGCUGUUGGUGGGGCCACUAGAAGUCCAGUGGGGCAUUCCUGGGGUGGGGCUGGACACAGGAUGGACACUGAAGAAGAGGACAGUGGAGUACAGGAACAGGCAGAAAGUCCGUCUCCUAUGGACAUUGUUGCUGAUGCUGCCAGAGAAUCAGAUGAUGAGGAGGAGGAAGAGAUGGAGGAAGAAGGACAUGAUGUUGUUCCAGGAGGAGGAGUUUUGCCAGGAAUGUUACCACCACAUCCUAUGUUUGGAGGAGGAGGACAUCAUCAGUGGGGAGAGGGACAGAGGCUGGCAGGAGAUAUACCAGUGGUGCCACAACUUCCAGCUCAGUUAGCUAAAAAUGCUGCAGCUGCAGCAGCUUUACAAAGGAUAGAUCAGCCACAGCAGCCAACACAACCUGUACAACUAAACCAAGAAGAACAGUCACAAUCCACUCUCCAGAGUGAGCCACCUUCUAGGCAGCAUGCAAGAGGAGCCCAAGUCCAUACCCUCCUCCAACAGUGUACUCGUCAUGUCAGCCAGCGCCUGUGUGACCCCAGGGUAAUGUCAAUGACCUCCCCCCUAGGGUGUCUACCCACAGAGCUGGCUGAGAAAUUGUUGCAAUAUGUGUUAAAGGAGAGACUGCUCAAACCAAAAACUCUGAAUGCUUUUUUACCCUGCCAUCUACGUCAACUGGUAUUUGAUUUUUAUCCCUAUACAACAAAUGAACUGUUAGCAGCAGUGAGAUUUCACACCAGUGUGGUCCACCUCAGUCUCUGUUCCUGUACACUGAUCACAGAUAAGGGACUUCAGCCUCUGAUCACUCUGAGAAAACUGAAAUAUCUCAACCUCAGCUGCUGUGGACAGAUAACCAAUGGGAGCUUUGAUGUCAUUAAAGAGUUUCCGCUGCUUGUCACACUGAUACUGGAAGGUACUAAAGUGACAGAUGAAGGCGUGCAGGAUUACGCUAGCUCAGAACCCGCAGAACUUGUCAACCUCAAUCUCAAUAAAACUGCUGUGACACAUGCAAUAUUCUCUAGUUUACAAAAAUUACAAAAACUAAGAAGUCUGAAUUUAGACCAAACACAGGUCCAUAGUCUCUCAGGUCUCCAGAGUCUACAACAGAUAGACAGUCUUAGUGUGGCAGCCACUGGGAUAGCAACAGACUCUCUCCUGGUGCUGUCUAUGUUACAUAAUCUCAGUGGACUGGAUAUCUCCAGGACAGAGCAUGUAGAGGGAGAUACUGCUCUACAGUAUAUAGCAGGUCUUAGGUUACAAAGUCUAAAUUUUCCGAGCCGUCUGUCAACAACAGGUGCAGGAAUGUUGCAUGUUGCAGCCAUGCCACUUACUUCCAUGGACCUUACAAAUUAUAUCUACAUCCAAGACAGGGGACUGGAAAGCAUAGGGAAGAUCACAAGCUUGAGGCGCCUCCUAUUGACUAAUACCAACAUCACAGAUGUGGGGAUGAUGUUCUUAGAAGGUACUUGUAUGUUAGGAACCAAUUAUUCCCAUAACCCUAUUGUACUAGCAGUAUCAAUCUACCUCCAAGGGGAUUCUUGCUAUAUUGCUAUCAGUUUUAGCAUGCACAAAAGUUAA
Lingula anatina is the source of this 2577-nucleotide messenger RNA. RefSeq lists its product as uncharacterized. Gene Ontology annotation, biological process: ERAD pathway. The record is from RefSeq and is a predicted model, not a curated record. Gene Ontology annotation, molecular function: protein binding. Lineage: Eukaryota; Metazoa; Brachiopoda; Lingulata; Lingulida; Lingulidae. Gene Ontology annotation, cellular component: endoplasmic reticulum.